AUUUCAAAUUAAAUGUAGAUUGAGUUAUUUGAAUACCACAUGGCCAUAACUCAAAGUCCAUUGCAAAUAUAUUCUCUUUUUUUUUCAUUACAGCUAUAACGUCAGCACAGUGCCAAAGAAAAAUAAACAUCGCAAUCUCAUUGGAGGAAAUUGAGUGGUCAACGUAAGCGCUCCCCGUGAAUGAGAAGAAGAAUAGGUUACAAAGCAGGGGAUGACAAGUCAGAGAUAUCGACAGGCAAUCGUGCAAACCUAAAUAAUCUUUAGGACUAAACAAUCAAUCAUAUUUGGAGUAAAUAUACCCAACACAGAGCGACAGAUUCGAGAGUUUGUGCUUUUGGAAUCCACAUCCAAAACUAGACGAGGGUGCGCAUUCCAGAACAAGCUUGGCGUUUUUAGCUUGUUCCAUCAUCAUGACGCUGACAAUUGAAUAGCUUAGACUAUGUGACUUUUGUGAUAGGCAUGCUUGAAAUAAUGAGCAAGUAUUUUAUUUGAAAAAGCCUACUUACGUUUACAAAAAUGGAACGACAGCUUUACAUGUCAGAGCGCAAAAAUAUGGAUACUUGCUUGAGACGUCUGAAGCAGGAACUGGUGUCUAUGAAGGAGGCAGGAGAUGGCCUCCAUGCUCAGAUGAACUCCAUGAUGGGGGCUCUUCAGGAACUCAAGCUUCUACAAGUGCAGACAGUGCUGGAGCAACUAGACAUCUCAGGGAGGCCCAUCCAAAGGGCGGCCCCACCACCAACAGCAGACACAUGUGGCCCUUGCCCUAUCCCCAGCCUCAAGCCUACCCUCGGCCCUGUCCACGAUGAGACUCACAGGCCCCCCUUGGACUGGACAACUGGUCGGGAGGAGCAGCGGCAGCAGAGCCGAGUGGGGCACCGGAGCAGCCUGGGCACCUCUCCUUCCUCCUCCAGCCUGGAGACAUUGGAGACUGAGAGUGAGAGCCAGCCUCUCCCUCUCCCCCGCAGAGUGUCAGGAUACACUGCCCCACAGGUGGAGUACUGUGGCCCACGUCUUAGCCAAGUGUUUCCAGAGCAGCAUCAGCAGCCGGCUCACCCAGCCCAGGUGGUGGAUCUGCCUGGCAUCCUCUACAGCCUAUCCAGGGAAGGCCCCUCGCUGGACAGCGACUACUCCCAGGACAGCAUGGACGACUCCAGCGACUGGACCUCCUCGCUCAUGAGCCGCAGCCGCAACCGGCAGCCCCUGGUCCUAGGGGACAACGUUUUCGCCGACCUGGUGGGCAACUGGCUGGACUUGCCUGAGCUGGAGAAGGAGGAGAUGAUUGGGGGUGUUUGUGUGGGGGCAGACGGAGCCGACAGGCCCGACUCCCCAGCCCACCCUCUCCGUCUCAGCCGCUCCCAGGAGAUCUGCAGGAAGUUCUCUCUGACCACCAACAUCUUCAAGAGGUUCCUGCGCAGUGUGAGGCCUGACAGGGACAAGCUCCUGAAGGAGAGGCCAGGCUGGAUGGUCCCCGAGAGCCAGGAGGCCAAACUCUUCAAGAGGCCCAAGAAAGUGGCCAAGCAGCAGGCCAAGGGAAGCUUCUACCUCCCGUUCUGGGCAGGUGUAGGACAGCAGCAGCAGGGUAAGGGCCGGCCAUGUCCCCAGCUGGCUGAGGAGAGACACAGCCAGAGCCAGAGCCAGUUCUCAGAGAUUUACAUAGACAGGAGACAAGAGUGGAGACAGGAGGCCAGAGUGGAGAAAAUGCAGCCCUUGUUUGACUACAACACGGCUGUGUGGGUCUGAUGCUGACGCUGCUCCAGGGUGGUGGCAGGUGUUGGGGAUUUGGCUGGGAGCUCUGGGAGGUUUGUGUGUCUGUCUGUCUCCACUCAGAGAAUGGACUGACUGAGGAAUGAACAUCCACACUAUUUCCCAACAGAGAGAUUAUCAGGGCAACUGUUUGUCUGACAAUCCUAAGACCUAAGACCUGUGACUGAGAGAGUAAGCAGGACUUCCUCUUAUAGAUGGGUUCACCAAAACAAUUGUUAGGGUUCGAAUGAGUCCGUAAGUGCCCUGGACUUAUACGAUAGACGGUACUUCAAUAUAGACAUGAUGCUCAGAUAAUGCUCUGAAUUCCAUCGUCAUGGUUCACACCUCAACCCUGUUUCAUUAUGUUUGAAUGCUGCUGUAGGUCCCACCCAAGUGUAUCCCCACCCUCAUGUCUCAUCUCGUACUUCUAUCUAGCAAUAGAACACAGCUGUUACACGUACUGCAUGAGCUCUAGUAAAUGUUUUAUCUGUGACGUUGUGAAACAGUUGUCACUGAACUGCCACUAAACAUGACCACAGGUGCUUCUUCGCCUCGAGUCAGACAGCUGGAUGAAUACACAAGGGUCUAAUAUUGUCACAUCAACCUCACUCAGGGAUCGGGAUGUGGCCUGUGUGACCGACUGGGUUUGAACCUGGAUCUCCUGUGCGCCACAAGACUGUUCUAGCCCGCCGAGGUAAAGCCUAGGCGUUAGCUUGGGGAGCUAACACAAGUCUUCAGGUCUCAGGCAAGGUUACUCGUCACAUAUCCUUGGUCUCCGAACCAGCUCCGUUACACCUUCACCGUUCACCAGCCACCUACACACACAAAGCCAAUCCAGGAUAGGGUUAUCUCUUGCCUAGUAGACAUGAUGGCACAUCUUGACUCUAUAGCCAAUCCUCCUGGCUAGCGUAUUACACAUGAGAGAGAGAGCGAGAGCUGUGUGCCAUCUGGUUGCCUACAGUUACAUAAGGACAAGCCAGCAGCACAGACAAGAGGUGCAGUCAUUCAGCGUAGGCUGUCAAGCGUUUUCCCAAUCAACCCUAAACUGCGAUGCGGCCGUUGCAUAUGUAUGUAAUAUGUAUCUAAUGCUAAGCAGGGCCUGGAGAUUUCAAGAUAGCAGAGGACUGAGGAGGAGAAUGUUUACAGUGAAUCCUUCCACAUGUACAUACAGUACUAUACCUAAUGAAGUCAGCCAUAUGUUUUCUCUUUGCGCCUAGAACCACAGGAGAACAUGUUAAUGAGCAUGUUAAUGAUGUCAACAAAGUCUAUUAGCCAUUGUGUUCAUUUCAUUUAAAGGGUCUUAAAGAGAGGAAGAUUGAACCCAGUAGAAAUGUGGUUAGUCCUAGCUCUCUUUAUGAAAGAUAUUGAGGCGUUUCGGGGAGAUUUCACAGAGCAGUAUGGCGCAACCUUUACCUUCAUUUCCCAGAGCUGAGCUCCACAUCAUUUCCUCAGUGAAAUCACUGAAGUGACAAGGACUAUUUAUCUUAUUUUAGAAGACAUAUGGUAUGCAAAUGCAAUCCUCAGCCCUCAGUAAUAAGAGUGGCUUGAGGAGUUGAUUUGAUGUGAAACAUCACCCCAUCCAUGCAUUCAACAGACAUGAAUUUGAUUUGACAUGAAUUUGAUUUGAUUUGUUAAAUAUCGCUAUGCACAUAUGGCGGGUUUUUCAAUAUUCAGGUGGGAUUAUGUUCAGUUGGUCACACGUGGACGGACCGCCUCUACAAAGCCUGUUAUGCUAGAAGAGCCUCUCUGCCUGUCUUCUUCAUAUUUACAACUGUAAUUGUCAUUUUUAGCGCUGUUGUUAAAACUGCGGUUCUGCGAACCUCAAAGUGUUACUGGGUGUAAAACUGUCACUGACUCUUUGUAAAUUAAACUGUUUUCUGAAAAAAGA
Messenger RNA from Oncorhynchus tshawytscha (Chinook salmon), 3631 nucleotides. Its product is annotated as PAK4-inhibitor INKA2-like. The transcript has 2 exons. The record is from RefSeq and is a predicted model, not a curated record. Gene Ontology annotation, molecular function: protein kinase binding; protein serine/threonine kinase inhibitor activity. Gene Ontology annotation, cellular component: nucleus. Bases 517 to 1740 code for a protein of 407 amino acids. NCBI's taxonomy places the organism in Eukaryota, Metazoa, Chordata, Actinopteri, Salmoniformes, Salmonidae.